Messenger RNA from Gekko japonicus, 2742 nucleotides. RefSeq names its product filamin-A-like. NCBI's taxonomy places the organism in Eukaryota, Metazoa, Chordata, Lepidosauria, Squamata, Gekkonidae. The annotation marks the transcript as partial. Gene Ontology annotation, molecular function: actin filament binding. The transcript is spliced from 15 exons. Gene Ontology annotation, biological process: actin cytoskeleton organization. The record is from RefSeq and is a predicted model, not a curated record.
AGGUGGAGGUAGGCAAAGACCAGGAGUUCACAGUCAAAUCCAAGGGGGCCGGCGGUCAAGGCAAGGUGGCGGCCAAAAUCUCGGGCCCCUCCAGCAAACCGGUACCGUGCAAGGUGGAACCGGGUCUCAGCCCUGACAACAGCGUGGUGAAGUUCAUCCCCCGCGAAGAGGGACCCUACGAGGUGGACGUGACCUACGAUGGAGUGCCUGUCCCGGGCAGUCCCUUCCCUGUGGAAGCAGUACCUCCCACCAACCCGUCCAAGGUGAAGGCCUACGGACCAGGCUUGAAGGGUGGCUCAGCCGGCUCCCCGGCUCCUUUCACCAUCGACACCAAGGGGGCCGGGAACGGAGGCCUCGGCCUGACGGUGGAAGGCCCUUGUGAGGCCAAGAUCGAGUGCCUGGACAACGGCGAUGGCACCUGCUCAGUGUCCUACCUGCCCACCGAGCCCGGGGAGUACAAUAUCAACAUCCUCUUUGCCAACACCCACGUGCCAGGCUCGCCUUUCAAGGCCCAAGUGGUGCCCGGCUUCGACCCCUCCAAGGUGAAGUGCUCCGGACCUGGGCUGGAACACGCCACGGUGGGGCAAGCCGGGGAGUUCAGCGUGGACUGCUCCAGCGCCGGCAGCGCCGAACUGACCAUCGAGAUCAUCUCCGAGAGCGGCACGCAGGCCGAGGUCCACGUGCGGGACAACGGGGACGGGACGUAUACCAUCACAUACAUCCCGCUCUGCCCGGGGAUCUACACCAUCACGAUCAAGUACGGGGGGCAGCCGGUGCCCAAUUUCCCCAGCAAGCUCAACGUGGAAGCCCCCGUGGACACGUCCGGUGUCAAGGUUUAUGGGCCUGGAGUGGAAGGCAAAGGUGUGUUCCGUGAGGCCACCACGGAGUUCAGUGUGGACGCGCGUACUUUGACCAAGGCCGGAGGGCCUCACAUCAAAACGAGGGUAUCCAACCCAUCGGGAAACCUGACGGACAGCUACGUGCGUGACAACGGAGAUGGCACCUACAACGUGGAGUACACACCUUACGAAGAUGGUGUCCACUCCAUCGAUGUGACCUACGAUGGCAGCCCGGUGCCCAGCAGCCCCUUCCGCGUUCCAGUAACCGAAGGAUGCGACCCCACGAGGGUUCGCGUCCACGGCCCUGGCAUUCAGAGUGGCACUACCAACAAGCCCAACAAAUUCACGGUGGAGACCAGGGGCGCUGGGACUGGUGGGCUCGGCCUCGCUGUCGAGGGUCCCUCCGAAGCCAAGAUGUCAUGCACGGACAACAAAGAUGGCAGCUGCUCCGUGGAGUACAUCCCCUACGAACCCGGCACCUACAACCUCAACGUCACCUAUGGUGGCCACCAAGUGCCAGGGAGCCCGUUCAAAGUGCCCGUGCAUGAUGUGGUGGAUUCUUCCAAGGUCAAAUGUUCAGGCCCCGGCCUCACCCCUGGCAUCGUCAGAGCCAACGUCCCCCAGUCCUUCACUGUGGACACCAGUAAGGCCGGCGUGGCACCCCUCCAGGUGAAAGUCCAAGGCCCCAAAGGAGUGGUUGAGCCUGUAGACGUCGUGGACAAUGCGGAUGGCACUCAGACGGCAAGCUACGUCCCAAGCCGGGAGGGUCCAUACAGCAUUGCAGUACACUAUGGAGAUGACGAGGUGCCCCGCAGCCCGUUCAAGGUCAAGGUCCUGCCCACCCAUGACGCCAGCAAGGUGAAGGCCAGUGGGCCGGGGCUGAACACGACAGGUGUGCCGGCCAGUCUGCCAGUGGAGUUUACCAUCGAUGCCAAGGAUGCAGGCGAAGGGCUCCUGGCGGUCCAGAUCACGGACCCCGAAGGCAAACCGAAAAAGGCCACCAUCCGUGACAACCAAGAUGGCACCUACACUGUCUCGUACGUCCCGGACAUGACCGGCCGCUACACCAUCCUCAUCAAGUACGGCGGGGACGAGAUCCCUUACUCGCCGUACCGCAUCCGUGCUGUGCCCACCGGAGAUGCCAGCAAGUGUACGGUGACAGUGUCGAUCGGAGGUCACGGGCUAGGAGCAGGCAUUGGGCCCACCAUUCAGAUUGGGGAAGAGACGGUGAUCACGGUGGAUGCCAAGGCCGCCGGGAAGGGGAAGGUGACCUGCACGGUGUGCACACCCGACGGCACGGAGGUGGACGUGGACGUGGUGGAGAACGAGGACGGCACCUUCGACAUCUUCUACACAGCCCCCCAGCCAGGCAAAUACGUCAUCUGCGUGCGCUUCGGGGGAGAGCAUAUCCCGAACAGUCCUUUCCAGGUCACGGCUCUGGAUGGUGAGCGCACGACCCCCCAGCAGAUGGCGCAGCCGAUGCGCGCCCCGCCCUACGCAUACCCGCCUGGUGCACAGCAGCCAUGGGGACCGACAGUAACAGCGACGGAUCGUCCCGUGAACGGGCUGGAUGCCGGAUUGCGGCCUUUCGACCUGGUCAUCCCUUUCACCAUCAAGAAAGGAGAGAUAACAGGGGAGGUGCGCAUGCCGUCGGGGAAGGUGGCAAAGCCAGACAUCACAGACAACAAGGAUGGCACCGUGACAGUGCGGUACGCCCCCACGGAGGCCGGCCUGCAUGAGAUGGACAUCCGUUAUGACAACAUGCACAUCCCAGGCAGCCCUCUGCAGUUCUACGUGGACUACGUAAACAGCGGGCACGUGACAGCGUACGGACCCGGGCUCAUCCACGGUGUGGUUAAUAAGCCAGCAGUUUUCACGGUCAACACCAAAGACGCGGGUGAAG